Schistocerca piceifrons (Central American locust) is the source of this 6850-nucleotide messenger RNA. RefSeq lists its product as uncharacterized. The transcript is spliced from 7 exons. The coding region runs from base 522 to 4244 and encodes 1240 amino acids. The record is from RefSeq and is a predicted model, not a curated record. Lineage: Eukaryota; Metazoa; Arthropoda; Insecta; Orthoptera; Acrididae.
GAGUUUUUGACUUAAUAUUUCUCGGUUUUACGUUAUGAAAAAUAGGAGAGUUUUGCGUAGAGUAUUCACAAGAAAUGAUAAUUUGUGUUUUGGAAUGCAGCCAGCCAUACAUAUUAUUCUUGGGUCGAAGAUACGAACGCAUCUGUCCUAGCUUAAUGUACUAGGGAUUGCGUUUGUGAAUACUCUGGCAGGAUGUCUUCACGUGACGACACUCGUUUGUUGAUGUUGUUGUUGUUGUUCGUUUAGGAUAGGUUUGGUAGGUGCAUCAACAAACACCUUGAUUAAUGUUCGCAAAACAUAUUUUUGCUACUCAGAUAAACUUUGCCACGAUAAUGAAAGAGUGGAUUGAUCAGCUGUGAACAAGAGGAAAGUGUGAAAACGGUAAAGACUUCGUUUUCUCUGAUUGUAAUGCUCUUCAUUUUGCGGCGCGACACUACACUAUAGGCUGCACAAGAUGCCUAAUCAAUGUAUUAUGUGCAUCAAGAUCACCUCCGUGUUCAAACAAGAAAGAAAAUGCAAGUAUGGCAGCUACUGUUAACAGCGCAGGACAAAAACCAGUAAGUGUGGGAGUAUUUGUUGACGUACCAAAUAGCACACCAAUUUCGCCAGUACAGUUAUCAGCCAAUGAUAUAAGGAUGCCCCAGGAAUCGGGUUCUCAAAAUAUUGCAAAUGGAGACGCAGCAACUUUGCCGCUUCCAACACCAAAUUUUUCAAUUCCUCCACAUUUAAUGGGGCGGAAUAUUGAAAAUCCUGCAGAAGACUUAGUUACACGAGGCAGAAAACCACAAAAGCCACGUCUGGGUGUAAAAGUGCCAUAUAGAAAUUUAACAAGCCAGAUUGUGACCCAGGACGAACUAGCACAAGAACUGCUCGAACGAUCUUUAAAAAAGUAUCCAGUUCAUGACACACCAGAAGGUGGUGAUAUUUUUUUUGCUAUUAAGUUAACGCAGAGACUUGCAAAUCAUAUUGCUCCAUCAUCAUCAUCUAGUUCAGGCGCCACUGCAGCACAACCUACUGAUGUUCUACAAAAGACUGAUUUGUCAGUGAAAUCAGGUAAUAUUGUAUCAGAGAACACUUCUGCCCAAGAACAAAAGGUUAUUGCUGAUGACAAGGAGUUACUUGCUAUACUUGAGGGUGAUGUAGACCCUAACUGGAUACCCGAGAUAAAAGCUACACCACAGUGUCAACUACAAAGAACAGUUCCUUCUACAGUUCCUACAAAUGGAAAUCAUUUCACAACCCCUCCUAAGUUGGACCCAUUGCUUGAAAAAGAACUUGCUUUGAAGCAACUGAUGGAAUUUGAGACAACUCCACGGAAGAAGAAAACAGAUAAAUUGCAAGAAAAGUCGCCAAAGAAAACUAAGCAGAAUGUUAAGAAGCCUGCUAUUGAUGCACUUACUGAAAACAAUGCUCAUAAUGUUACUACUGAAGAAAAGAAGGUACCAAAGGAAAAUGAUGUAGCAGAGUUAAAGAAGAAAAAGAACAGGAAAAGAAAAGCUGUCGUUAUUGCCUCUGAUAAUGUAAAAAAGAAAAAGCUAUCUACUACUAAGAAUGUAUCAGAAAACAUUGAGAAUGGAAGAGCUGAUAGAAGCAAAGUGAAAAAAUUACAAAAAGACUCAAAGAAAAUAAAUUCAACAGAUAAAAAAAUUAGUGAAAAUGUUGUUAAAGUAAUUGAGUCAGUUGUGAAAUCGUCUGCAGAAAUGGAGAAAAUAAAUGAGAGCCAGUCACCAGUUCAAGAUAAGAAAUGUGACCUUUCUGACAAGCCCUCAGAAGUGGAUACAAAAGGACUUCAUAGAGAAUCUAGUGUGGAAAAUGUAAAAAAUCAUCUUGACAAAAACAAAGCCAGUGUAGAAGAGACAAUUUCAACUAAUGCUGUUCCUAAUAAUGCGAAUAAUACACCAGUUUCAGAAAUGUCUGAUCUAAAAAACAGGGCAGAUAAUACUGAGAAAAAUAUCCGUAGGGGUAUCAGUAAAGACAGUGGGGAAGAUCAAAAGUUACCAGAUGCCUCAUCUGGUUCCAAGAAACGGUGCCGAAGAAGUGAAGUAGAUAAAUUACUUAUAGAUGAAGGUGCAAUUAAUCUUUUAUAUGAAGCAGAAUUAGGUGACUCAAGACGAAGGUCUGCAGUUUGUGAUAAUGAUGUUUCUUCCAGUAACAAUCUGAAAAAACCAAUAAAACCGAAACUGAACUCUUCCCGGUGGAAAAAGAAGAAUCUUCUAUUGAAAACCCGCCUUGUGAAGAAUGCUGUUCUGAGACUGAAAUCUUUGCAGAAUCCGGCAGUUAACUUGCGUGCAAAGAGGCAGUUACUUUGCACAUCAGACCACCAGCAGAGUGCAGACAGCAAAAUGGCACCACCCAAACGGAUGGAAUCUCGUGAAACUCUUCGGUCACCACCUCCGUCGACUGUUCACUUUGACCCCCCAUCACCAACUCAGUCUUUACCAUGUCCACCACGAUUGCAGUUACGGGCUGAGGCAUCAAGAAUAAUUCGUAGACAUUCUUCCAGCAGUAAUUUCUCUAGUCGCAGCACAAGCCCAACUGUGAUACCACGUACUAGUUGUGAUACUGGUAUUAAUCAACAUAAGAGUGAACAUGCCAGUGAUGGUCAAAGUGGCAAAAAAGUUGUUUAUGAAUCUCAACUUAAAUCGAUUUCAAAGCAAGGGGCAGAGGCUCGUAAGAAGGGUGUUCCAAUAUUCAUCAGAAAAGCAGAGCCUCUACAGACAUAUAAAGAUAAGAAAGGAAAGGAGAAGGAAUUUAAUGGAACUGUUAGUAUUCAGAAGGAGGUGACAAGUGCAAGUAAAUCUGUUAAAACUUCAAGUACUAGAAUUGCAGAUAGUAAAACACUACCAAGAUUAAAGACAAGCAUAUCACAGAAAGAACAUGAAUCAAAAGAAGUUCUUUUGCCAAAUGCACCAAAAAAUGUUUCUCUUGAUAAAAGUAAAUUCAAUCCAGAUGUGACAAAAAUGCAUCAGAAAAAUUCCCACAAAGAAAAACUCCCAAAAUCAGCUAAGUUAUCUGAAGAAAACAGUGUAAUGAAAGCAAAGAAAAAGGACAGGACACAAAAAUCAGAGGUUACUGGGAUGCCAGUAGUGGUUUCUAGUAGUCUUGAGAAAUCACCAGUUUCAGCAACUGAUGUAGAGGCAGAGCUCACUACUUGUUUAGCUGAAGCUGCAUCAGCUUUUGCAGCAGAAGAUAAAAGUCUCCAAGUGUCAUCGUCUGGUCAAAACACUCAGGUUGUAGCAAGGAGCAAACUAAGUACUCCAAACCCAUCACAGAAGAAAGAUACAAACCGCUCACAUCCACAGAGUCCCAAUGCUGCUUCGUAUGUCACUCUGGUGAAAACUUUAGAGAAUGAUGUUCAGAAACAGAAGCGCAAAGAUGAUGAGCAUGCUAAGUCAAGAACAAGCAUUCGUCAAAAUGCUGGUACUGUGAGCUAUAGGGAACUUAGCAUUCGGCGUUAUAAUGGUCUUGUUCAGAUCAUAAUGAACCCUGCAUCAACAAAAAUGAAAAAUGCACUAAACUUGCAGGUUCUGCGUGAAUUACGUGGUGCAUUAUCUCAAAUGAAACGAGAUGAUUCCUGUCGAGCUGUUCUGCUGACAUCGACUGGUGGUCUCUUCUGUCAAGGUGUUGAUCUGCACUGUGUGCUGCUUUCAAACAUAGAACGGCGGAAGGCAGUAGCACAAGAAUUUGCUUUUGCAAUCAAGGAUUUUAUUAGAACAUUAGCACAUUUCAACAAACCUCUUAUAGCAGGUGUUAAUGGUGCAGCAGUUGGUUUAGGUGUAACAAUGCUACCUUUUUUCGACAUGGUGAUUGCAAGUGAUAAAGCAACAUUCUACACACCAUAUGCUAAACUUGGACAAGUACCUGAGGGUGGAGCCACAAUGACAUUCCAAUACAUGUUUGGAAAUUGUUUGACAAGUGAGCUGCUGUUUGGGUGUCGCAGAAUAACAGCCAGUGAAGCUUUGCACUUCGGCCUGGUGACACGCAUUUUAUGGCCUGAUCGUUUCCAGGAGGAGCUGAUUCCUAUUGUUCGGGGGGUUUCAGCUCAAUCAACCCAGGCAAUGGAAGCAACAAAGGCACUUUUACGCCAUGGCCUUCGAACUAAGUUAGAGGCUUCACUUGAGUCAGAAAUACACUUACUGGUGCAGCAUUGGUGCACAACUGAAUGUCAGAAUAAUAUUCGUAAUUUUCUGGAAGCUUAUGAAGAAAUCAGCUUGCAGAGACAGCGCAUUGAUCCUGACCUCUAGCCUUGGGUUUGUCCCAUUAGUGCCGUCUGGUCAGAGUCCUCCAGAGGGCAACACUAAUAAUUAUUUAUUGUUGUAAGUGUGUGCUUUAUUUUUAUAGGCAGUUUGUUAUGGUUUGAAAUGGUGGAAUACCUGAUCAUCAUGAUGCAUGGUAAUGACUUUGUUAGGUCUUUGUGACAUUUGUGAUAUUAUUGAUAGAUAAUACAUCACUUUCAUUCUGUUCUAAAGUUUUCUGAAUACAGGUGUACUGUGUGGUUAUACAGAUGCCUUCAUAGAUAACAGUUAAAAAGAUGGUUUAAGUGCUGAAGGCAUUCUUAUCAACAGAACUUUCAUGCUGGGGCCAAGAUUGUAAUGCAGAUUUUUCUUUCUCUAUGAUUUCUGAUUGUUACAGUUGAAGCUGAAGAAGUUGAGUGUUUUGUAACGUGUAAAAGUGUAGUUGUUGAUGAUCUCUCAGAAAUCUUUAUUUUCGUAAGAUCAGUUGAUACGUUGGUGAAUAAUUGUUAAGACAUUUCAAUGUCACCUCUGUGCUCAGGAGAAUUCGGUGUUAAUCCAGUUUACGAAGGAAAGCUAAAUAGUUCAUGUGGAGACAGUGAUAGAUUGUAAUUACUGCUUUCUUGCAUUGUAUAGAAUUGAUAAUUUCAUCUCUUUAUACUUUUGUACAACUUUACAAAGUUGAAAACAAAUAUUCAUUGUUGUGGAUGUUCACAAAAUAAUAAUUUUGUUACAGAUGCAUACCAUUUAAGUUUACACUUAAGUAGUAAUCAUAUAUGCACUUAUUAUCAGAUGUUGACCUGUGCAUACUUCCUUGCACACAGUACUCCUGUUCAUCCUCCUCCUUUUUUAUCUACUUAUUUUCGUUUAACGGUUGUCACUGUGCACUUUAAGAAAUUAAAAUUAAAUUUUCAAAAGUGCCAGAAUAUCGCCUUCCUCUCCACUAACUACACACACACACACACACACACACACACACACACACACACACACAGAAUUGCUAUUGCUUUGAAAUUUUAUUGAAUGAACAUUCAAGAAAGCAUUAUAUUACAGUGAAUGUCGUGACUUGCAAGUACUUCAUCAUUUACUCUGCUGUUGCACAGAUGAGUAAUGUAAAUUUGCAGUGGUAGAAUAUGUUUAAACUAAAAAAAAGAAUUUGUAAAAUGUGAGCCUUAUUAAAAACUGUAAUCUUUUAAUGAUGAACAUUAUGGAAAAAACGAAGUGUGGUGAUAUUUUCACAUUAUACAAGUACAUGUUAUUUUUUUCAGUUUAUGAAAGUGAUAUGUAACUGUAUAUAACUGACAUGUUGUUUGCAAUUUGAAAAUUCUAAUUCAAAAACCAGAUCAUUUUUGCACAUAUAAUGUAAAUAGAAUUGGUUUUAACAAGUCUCAGAAAACAUUCCAAAAAAUCCAUGUAAAUUUAACUGUCACCAAACACUUUUAACACCAGAUUAUGUGUACCUGUACAUUUAUAAAAGAAAUGAUGUACUACAUCAGAUAAAUAUAAGUUAUAAUUUUCAAGUGUUUUAAACCAUGUGGAGCACUUUAUUUCAUUUAUAACUGUGAUGCAUGAGGACAAAGCUGUAUUUUGUCCUUGAUUUUGCUGUAUUAGUAUGACGAUUGCACUUUUAUCAGUACAUGGUAGUGUUGCGUGAGAGUUCAUUAUGAAUAAUUUCAAUAUUGUACAGUGUGCAAAUCAGUAACAGCAGUUACAAACCUUUCUGUGCAGUAUGACAAAAACCUACAAACAGAAAUCUGCUUCUGUCAAGUUUUAGUUACCACACAAGAGAAUUUUGUGUCCUAAAUCAACAAGAGCAGAAAUCUACAAACUGAAUGAAAAUAGAUGAAUUAUCGAGGAUACUUACAGUACGUAAUAUUAAUCAGGUUGACAAUGACACAAAUAGUGGAUGCAUUACCUAUGUUUGGUCUUCAUUUGGUCAUUACAUUCCAGUGUUUGCAUUCCUUUUCUUUCCUUAUGUUCACUGUUAUCAGGGUUUUUAAUUAUUUAUCCUUUUCUUUCCACUGUGUAACAUUUAUUUAAUAUCAUUAGUUACAUGUUUUUUUGUCUUGAAAUUCAGGAAGAUGUUUGUAAAAUUUAUGGUUAUUUGUUACAGAGCACCUUUUAAAUGUACAGGGCUUUCAUCUAUUUUGUUCAGUUCUGUAUCGAUUCUGUGUAUUAUUUCUCAUGUUGUUAUAGCGAAACUACUUUCUGUUGUUGAGAGACUGCACAUUGUUAGUCAUGGUAAUGAUAUAUGUUAAGUGUGUCUUAUGUCAUUCUGAUAUUUCAAUGAUACAAAGUAUUAACAGCAGCGAAGUGGUAUAUGUUUAAAAACUAGGAUUUCAGCAGUAUUCGCAACCACAUGGGUGUUUGCAACUUCAUGGACACUUAUUUGUGAUUAUAGACUGUUUUUGUGCUAGUCUCAGAGGGUAAUAUUCAGUAAAUCUGCACAUGCACCAUGUAAAUAUUAUUAUUCAUGAUAUUAGUGAUUACUAAUGCCAGAUUGAUUUCUACGACCAAUCUUUUGCAUUAGAUCAUUUCGCAUGGACAUAUUUUUAAAUUUUGUUAUGUAUGUAUUUGUCACCAAACACAUAGAUAAUAAAAAAAUUGUUGUUCACAAA